This is a messenger RNA of Symbiodinium sp. CCMP2592, 891 nucleotides long. The record is from the annotation of a GenBank genome assembly. NCBI's taxonomy places the organism in Eukaryota, Dinophyceae, Suessiales, Symbiodiniaceae.
AUGGAGCGCAUCAAGGGGGGCGAGCUGUUUGAGGCUUUGAAGUCUGAGCUGGCGGUUAUCACUGAACAGGAUAUGUCGAGAGUAAGCUUGCAGCUCCUCAAGGCGCUGGAGUAUCUCCACAGCUGCCGCGUUGUCCACAGAGACAUCAAGGCCCAGAACAUCCUUUUGACUGAGCCGCCGCUGCUUCCUGGCAGAGCGCUAUGCAAAGCUGACAUCAAAGUCAUCGACUUCGGCCUGUCAGCUCGCCUGCCACAGGAGUGCUGCUGGCGACAGAAUGAUCGCUCUUUUGACAUCGUUUGCGGGACACCAGCCUGUUGCGCCCCUGAAAUCUGGGCUACGCAGGAGGGCGCUCUGCCGAUUUGGAAGAAGCGCUUUGGCUUCAGGUAUGGAGCAAAAGUGGACGUUUAUGCUGCUGGCGUGGUGAUCUACAUGGCACUUCUCGGUCAGUUGCCUUACUAUGCGGAAACCUCUCUGAAGCUCGCCAGACUUGUUUGCAGCAAAGACUCAUAUCCCAGCUUCGAGUCGAAGGAUGGAAGCCAUCAGGUUUCAUCGAGGUGCCGGGAGUUCCUUUCUAGGCUGCUGGAGAAGGAUCCAAACAGUCGUUGUACAGCGGCGCAGGCUGCUCGCCAUCCGUGGCUCUCCGGACGGGCGAAGAGAUCAAUCCCACAGCCGAUUCCUUUGCAGGUUCGGAGCAGUGCGGCAGCAGAGGCAAAGGCCUCCCUGGAGCAAUGCCUCCCAGAGUGCGAGCACAACGUUUCGCCAAAGGCAUGCGGCAAGCUCUGGGAUUGCAGUGCUAUCGUCAGAGUUUUUCCCAUGCAAAAUGCAAGAAACGUCCGAUACACUUCUUACUAUCUUCUUGCUUUUUUGUGUCCUCAGAAAGCCCAGAAUUGA